AUGUCGGUGAAACCACCAGAGGAGGAAGAACUUCAGAUCGAGAGGAAAUACCUCAAGGAAAAAAAGAUCGGAGAGGGAACGUACGCGAAAGUGUACAAAGGUACUGAACGCGAAACUGGUCGUGCUGUUGCUAUUAAAAAAAUUAAACUCGUUCAAACUGAAAUUGGUUUUCAGGGCAUAGAAAUAUCAGCCGUGAGAGAGGUAAAGGUUCUGCGAGAACUGAGACACCCCAACAUCAUCGAGUUGAUUGACAUCUACUCUCACCAAACAAAUUUACAACUUGUGUUGGAGUAUCUGGACUCAGAUCUGGAAAUGAUAAUUAAGGACAAGAGUCUUGUGUUCAUGUCUGCUGACACUAAAAGCUGGAUGUUGAUGACAUUACGUGGUUUGGAUCAUUGUCAUCGAAAUUGGAUCCUUCAUCGUGACAUGAAGCCAAAUAACUUGUUGGUUGGAAAGGAUGGUCAGCUGAAAAUUGCUGACUUUGGUUUGGCACGUGAUUUCUCGGAUCCUCACGUCAAGAAUAUGUCACCGCGAGUGGUAACCAGGUGGUACCGAGCACCGGAACUAUUCUUCAUACCAUCACAAUACAGUUAUGCAGUUGAUAUAUGGUCAGUAGGUUGCAUAUUUGCCGAACUGAUGUUGAGAACACCUUAUCUUCCUGGAGAGACAGAUCUUGGACAGCUUGAAACAAUUUUUCAAGCACUGGGGACACCUACCGAGGAGGAUUGGCCGGGAUUUUCCGAGCUGUCGAAAAAUGUCCGCUUCCAAAAAUUCCCUAGGCCACCCCUGAAGCAACUUUUUACGGCCGCAGGAAAUGAUGCGAUUGAUUUGUUAGAAAAAUUAUUGACCUACGACCCAAACAAAAGGAUCACAACGCGUGAGGCAUUGAACCAUCCAUAUUUCAGGAACAAACCAAGGCCAACACCCCCGGAGCGUUUGCCCAAACAAGAAAAAAAGCCUUCGGAACAAGAAGUAAACUCAAAUCAACUGCCAACGACUCGAUUAGAACCCAAAGAUCCAGGUAAAAACAAGCGAAAAGCUCAAGAUUUAAGUGGUGAGGGUGCUUAUGUUUGGGAUCCCGAGGGCAAUAAGUACAUGGACUUUCUGUGUGCCUAUUCGGCUGUAAACCAGGGACACUGUCAUCCAAAAAUUGUGAAGGCCCUUUGUGAUCAGGCUCACAAACUCUGCUUGAGCUCUAGGGCAUUUUACAACGAUGUUUUCGGCAGAUACGCAAAAUACUAUUUUGGGUACGACAUGGUCUUACCGAUGAACACAGGGGCCGAGGCAGUUGAAACGGGGAUCAAACUUGCUCGAAAAUGGGGCUAUAUGAAAAAAGGAAUUCCUGAAAAUAAAGCGAUCAUCAUCUCAUGCUCAAACAAUUUUCACGGUCGUACAUUGACGAUCAUUUCCAUGUCAUCUGAUCCAGAUGCCCGGGGUGGAUUUGGUCCUUACAUGCCAAAUGUUGGAUCUGUUUGCCCUGUUUCUAAACGUGUUGUCAAUUACGGUUCAGUCAGUGACCUGGAGGAUGCAUUGAAAGCACAUGGUCCACAUGUAGCUGGAUUUUUGGUGGAACCGAUCCAAGGCGAAGCAGGUAUUUACGUUCCCGAGGACGGGUACCUGAAGAAAUGUUAUGAUCUCUGCAAGAAGUAUAAUGUUUUGCUAAUUGCCGAUGAGAUUCAGACGGGUCUUGCCCGUACGGGAAAAAUGCUUUGUCAAGAGCACGACGGUAUAAAGGCCGAUAUCACGCUGCUGGGUAAGGCACUCUCGGGUGGUGUUUACCCCGUGUCCGCUGUUCUCGCCAACCGAGAUAUCAUGCUCUGCAUCAAACCCGGUGAACAUGGUUCAACUUACGGGGGCAACCCAUUGGGUUGCGCCGUGGCCAUUGCAGCUCUUCAGGUGAUCAAGGAGGAAAAUAUGGUGGAAAGAUCUGCAAUAUUGGGGGAAAAGUUUCGACAGGCCCUCCGUAAAAUUAAAUCUCCUCUGAUCCUUGCCGCGCGAGGGCGCGGCCUAUUGAAUGCCAUUGUGAUCGACGAAACCAAGACGGACAAGACUGCAUGGCAAUUGUGCUUACUGCUCAAGUCUCGUGGAUUGUUGGCCAAGCCAACGCAUAUAAAUAUAAUCCGUUUGGCACCAUCGCUAAACAUCACCGAAGAUGAACUAAUGAAGGGAGUCAAGAUUAUCGAAGACGCGUUAAAAGACAUUGCUAAUAUGAAGGCUGAAGACAUUCCAGGAUAUAAGGAGGACUUGGAAUUAACAUCUCGUGUCACUUGA
Acaulospora colombiana is the source of this 2271-nucleotide messenger RNA. The record is from the annotation of a GenBank genome assembly. Lineage: Eukaryota; Fungi; Glomeromycota; Glomeromycetes; Diversisporales; Acaulosporaceae.